AUGUCUCCGAGAAAGAUCCUUUUGCUUUUCCUGCUUAUGGUGGCGCUCACCACAGCCGCUCUUGCCGAUCAUGGCCCUCCGCAUAAGCCUCCCCAUAAGCCGCCGCAUAAGCCGCCUGCAAUGGAGGAAAGCACCACCCUUGAUGAAACCCUUACCACCUUGGAUGGUGGCAAGAAGAAACCGCCACCCAAAAAGAAACCUCCAAUGGAAGAAACCGCCACCCUUGAUGAGGAAACCCUGACCACCUUGGACGGUGGCAAGCCUCCCAAGAAGAAGCCUCCGCCGAUAAAGCCACCACCAAAGCACAAGCCUCCAACGGGUGUUGAGGACGCCCACAAGCCACCUGGUGGUGGUGGCCACAAGCCACCUGGUGGUGGUGGCCAUAGGCCACCACCUUUGAACUAA
Molecule: messenger RNA, 405 nt
Organism: Eucalyptus grandis
Lineage: Eukaryota; Viridiplantae; Streptophyta; Magnoliopsida; Myrtales; Myrtaceae
Product: early nodulin-75-like
Exons: 1
Coding region: 1-405 (134 amino acids)
Source: RefSeq, a predicted model, not a curated record